GCACUGCUCUCUUAUGUUUCUCAGAGCUCACAUGUGACUGUGUCAUUAAUACCUUUAUGUGCCAGUGAGACAAAUAAUUAAUGUUCCUGGUUUACACAGCAAACACUCAGCUUCCCACUCAUCCCUGCCUUUUUUGAAGCACGGGAGUUUGUUCUGCAUCUCUGCCGUGAAUUUACACUUUCGUUUGGGCAUCUUGACAAGAACAAGUAAUAGUUGUAAUGACAAGGUCACAAGGCCGCAAACAGUAAUCCAGACUGCCCCCUAUCAGAACUGGUUAAAGACUGGGGCGCAACGUGAGGCCGGCGUUGGGAAGGCUGCGAGCACCGACUUCAUAAUGGACCCAUAUACGUCAGAGUCUUGAUCGAAACCAAACCAAAUCAGCUGCCACUCGGUGAACCUCUCUCUUCAUUUCAACCCAAGGAAAUUCAAUAAAUGUGAUUUUUUAACAGGUACUGAUGGAAGGUGAAAUUCCGGAUAUUUGAGUGAUUUUCAAAAAUCUCCCCAGACGCAGAUUCCGUUAUCUGAAUUCCGGAGGUUACAUUUCAUUUAAAUAUUCGCUCGUGUAUAUUAUGAAUGACAAGUGUGGCUGCAUAUGGCCAGUCUUGACUUCGGCAUCCAUAUAUGACACUUUUUUUUUCUUUUAAGUUAUCAUUUCCCAUAACAGUGUAUGAGUUUUUUAAUUCAAUUGCAUCUUUACUUAUGAAAUUCUUGCUAUGAUGUGUGCAUCUUUGGUGCUCUCCUUAUUGCUCCUAGCUUCCCACUUAUUACACGGUCAAAUGAGAACAGCUGUCUAUAUAGAAUUGAAAAUAAAAAAGAUAGUAUUGUAAAGUGUUUUGAUAGUAAGAAUUGACUGUGCCAUUAGAUACACCAAAGCAAUAAAAUUAGAUUUAUCUAAAAGAAAAAAAAAAAAAAAAAAAAAACGCGGAAUUGGUUUGUUUACAUCGUCAUUCGUCAUUGAGGAAAGCACGGCUGCCACGCUAUAACAGCGUGACAGCCUGCCUCAGCCCUUAAUUGCUUAAUCUCUUUAUUCCUUCAAACUCAAGCAACAUUCCAAUAAAAGCAAGAUAGUCGGAGGAGCUCCUCUUGGUGAUGUGUGUCAAUGCCGCGGCUGUCGAGCCAGUGGCUGCUCUCCACUGUGGGAUCACUUAAAGUGACAGCGUGACACUUGUCAUUCGGUUCGGUUGGCUGUAAGCAGCCGGGAGGUAAAAAAAAAAAAGAGUGGGAUGGGCUCCGUGGCUCGCCGCAGCUUGCUGGACUUAGAGAAAACUCGCCGAACACCGCAAAUUUGAAGGCUUGUGUUGAUGUUAUUACUAAUUUCCGAUAGGGUAAAAUGGGGUUAGAAAUGCUCGUAGAAGUGUGAUGUAGACCGUGAUAAUGUGUAUUGUUACAUGUGGUGUAUUGGCUGAAACUGUAAUAAUACCCCCCAAAAAAAAAAAAAGAUCCGUGUAAACUUGCCUAUAGUGAUUCGUGAUACAAAUAACGGCAAGGAGGAUGACACCAUCCUGCCUGUCAAAAUGACCUCUCCGCCAAGGCAACUGUGGUUCCUCACGGCCCGUCAUGUACAGUAGUGACAACGACAGGAAGACAAUGUGAAAUAAUUCUACCUUCGGGCCGUGUGACCCCGAGUGUUCGUAAGUGUGAGGUGGCGCCGUGCCCCAAGUCAACAGUCAGCAAUCACCAGUCAGCCGCCGCCAAUGAGUAGGGAGUGAAUGGUCAGCCCCUCAUGCUAAAGACCUGCUGAGAGAGUUCUUAGGCAUCGGUGAUUUCUUUGAAGGUGUUGUAAGGUUUGGGGUCGGGACAUUCCUCGUCGGCUUUGUGCAAAUGUUGAUGGGCUACAUCUUUGUCACCUCCAUGAACUAUGCUGCAGAGGGACAGGUAUUCAGACUACGUGGGAUGUUCCUACGGAGCAUCUUGUGUCAAGAGAUUGCUUGGUUUGACACCCAUCAGACAAAUGACUUUGCCAGCCGUGUCACAGAAGAUUUGAACAAGCUGCAAGAAGGCAUUGGAGAAAAAGUGGGAAUGUUCAUAUUUUUUAUGACAACUUUUCUUGCAUCAUUAAUCAAUGCAUUUGUCCAUGGAUGGGAGCUCACCCUUAUCAUCCUGUCAGUGUUUCCUCUUCUGGGAAUCUCCACUGGACUUAUUGCAAAGGUUACAACAAACUUGACUUCUGCAGAAUUGCAAAAGUAUGGAAAAGCAGGAAGUAUUGCAGAGGAGGUUCUCUCUUCCAUUAGGACAGUAAUUGCCUUUGGUGGAGAAGCAAAGGAAAUCAAGAGAUAUGAGGACAACUUGGUGUAUGCCAGGAAUGCCGGGGUUAAAAGAGGCUUGAUGACGGGCGUGGGUGUGGGUGUCAUGUGGUUGUUCAUCUAUGCUGCCUAUGCUCUGGCUUUCUGGUAUGGCACAGGUCUUAUUUUGGACUCCCGUGCAGGAAACGGGGAUUAUGACCCAUCAAAACUCAUCAUUGUAUUCUUCAGUGUGCUGAUGGGGGCCAUGAAUGUGGGCCAGUCAGCACCAUACUGGGAAGCAUUUACAGUAGCACGAGGAGCAGCAGCCACCAUAUUCAGUAUUGUGGAGAGGAAGUCUGCUAUUGAUCCAUCCAGCAAAGAAGGAAAGCGGCCUCACUUUGUCACAGGAACAAUUGAGCUGAGAGAUGUGCACUUUAGCUACCCAUCACGGCCAGAUGUUAAGAUUCUGCAGGGAGUUAGCCUGAAGGUUGAGCCUGGUCAGACUGUUGCCCUAGUUGGAUCCUCAGGCUGUGGCAAGUCUACAUGCAUCCAGCUCAUACAACGCUUCUAUGACUCACCAUCAGGAGAUGUAAUGCUUGAUGGACAGCUCAUCCAAGAUUUGAAUAUUGGAUGGCUGAGGGACCAGAUUGGUGUGGUGGGACAGGAGCCAGUCCUUUUUGGCACCACUAUUGCUGAAAACAUACGUUAUGGAAGGGAUGGAGUCUCCAUGGCAGAAAUAGAGGCAGCGGCUAAAGAAGCCAAUGCACAUGACUUUAUAAUGAAGCUGCCUAAGAAAUAUGAGACUCAAGUAGGGGAUCGAGGAGUGCAGAUGUCAGGUGGGCAGAAGCAGCGUGUUGCCAUUGCCCGGGCGUUAGUCAAACAGCCACGCAUCCUCCUGCUGGAUGAAGCCACCUCUGCCCUGGACAACCAGAGUGAAGCAAUAGUUCAGCAGGCACUUGAUAAGGUUCGUCGUGGUCGCACCACAGUUAUUGUUGCCCAUCGCCUCUCAACCAUUAGAAGUGCUGACAAAAUUGUUGCACUCAAUAAAGGGUCAGUGGCUGAAGUAGGAACCCACAAGGAACUCAUGAAGCUCAAGUCAUUUUACUACAACUUGGUCACCGCACAAAUCCCUCCAAAUGAACGAAAGUCUUCCAAGGCUGGCAAGGAAGAUACAGAGUCUGACAGCAGUGAUGAGGAGAAUGAAGUCGUUAGUGUGGCUGAGUUGAGUCAAGACAUCAUGGACGAUCUGGUCAGUAAGUCUCCUGUGGCUCUUGCCCGAACCUCCUCUACCAGGCAGUCUCUCCGCCGCCGCCGCACAUCCACCAAGGCCAGCAGGCACUCCAUGGGGACAGAGAAGGAAAAGGAUAAUCUUCCCACUGUGCCAUUGUCUAGAAUCAUGAAGAUGAAUUCAACUGAGUGGCCAUACAUGCUGGCCGGGGCACUGGGCUCAGCCAUCCAGGGCACUAUUGUUCCCCUUUAUGCCAUCAUGUUUGGAGAAGUUCUUGGGUCCCUGUCAACAGCAGAUGAAGUAGAAGCCAGAAAACAAGGAGAUUAUUAUGCUGUGCUGUUUCUCAUUAUUGGCCUUAUUGCAGCUGUGUCAAUGUUUAUCCAGGCAUACAUGUUUACCCUUUCUGGAGAGACACUAACAUCACGGCUGCGUAAACUUACGUUUGCUGCCAUGUUAAGGCAGGAGGUGGGGUGGUUUGAUGAUGACAAGAAUUCUGUUGGUGCCUUGUGUUCCCGUCUCUCAGGGGAUGCUGCCUCGGUCCAGGGGGCCACAGGAUCAAGAAUUGGUACAAUAAUACAGGCCCUCACCACUCUCGGUGUCAGCAUCUGCCUGGCUCUCUAUUAUGACUGGAGGCUUGGGCUUAUCUCUUUCCCCUUCAUACCUUUUGUUCUCAUUGCUGUGUACCUUCAAAGCAAGAUUCUGAUGGGCCAGAGUGUCACAGAGUCUGAGUCCUUACAAGAUGCAGGAAAGCUUGCCAUAGAGUGUAUCACAAACAUCCGCACAGUGGCCAGCCUUCAUAAAGAGCAGUACUUUGCUGAUGCAUAUUCUGCUGCUUUGCUCAAACCUCACCUACAAGCCUUGAAGAAAUCACACCUUAGAGGUGUUGCUUUUGGAUUUGCUCAAGCUGUCCCAUUCUUUGCUUAUGCCACAACCAUGCUGUAUGGAGGUCACCUUGUUGAUGUUGGUCAAAUAUCAUAUGAAGAUGUGUUUAAGGUAGCUGAAGCUCUCAUCCUGGGGACCAUGAUGGUUGGACAAGCUGUGGCAUUUGCUCCCAAUUAUAGCAAAGCUCGUGUAGCAGCCUCACAGAUCUUUCAUCUCCUGGACCGCAACCCACAAAUUGAUUCCUCUGCUGGUAUUGGCCUCCGUUUGAGUGGAGACGUCAGCACCAUAGAGCUUCAGGGUGUCCACUUUGUGUAUCCAACUCGGCCAGACACCACCAUACUGCAGGGUCUAGGAGUGCGGGUGGACCGAGGCAAAACCCUUGCAUUAGUGGGCUCCUCUGGUUGUGGCAAGUCUACCAUUAUCAGUCUCCUUGAGAGAUUCUAUAAUGCCCAAAAAGGGACAGUGAGCAUUAAUGGUCAAGACAUUGAGGCACUCAAUGUGGGAUGGGUACGGCAGCAGCUGGGGUUGGUGUCUCAGGAACCAGUACUGUUUGAUCGUACCAUUGAAGAAAACAUUGCCUAUGGAGACAACACCAGGAGGGUAGAACACCAUGAAGUAGUGGCAGCAGCCAAGAAGGCAAACAUUCAUGCUUUCAUAGAAUCUCUUCCUGAUAAAUACAACACCAGAGUUGGUGGAAAAGGUAGCCAGUUGUCAGGUGGACAGAAGCAACGUGUGGCCAUAGCCCGGGCACUGGUGAGGAACCCGAGUGUGCUGCUUCUAGAUGAAGCCACCUCUGCCCUAGAUACUGAGAGUGAAAAGGUGGUGCAGGAGGCCCUGGAGCAAGCGCAGGCAGGGCGUACCAGUAUUGUCAUUGCCCACCGGCUGUCCACCAUCCAGGGAGCAGACACUAUUGCCGUGAUACAGUCUGGCCAGGUGGUGGAAGUUGGCACUCAUUCCGAACUCAUGGAAAAGAAGGGCCACUAUUAUUCCCUUUACCAAACCAAUCACUGACCACUUAGUGGUCGGCUUUGUUGUCAUAGAUCUCUAUUCUUUUGUAAUCACUUACUACAAAGUAGCUGCUUAAAUAUUUUAAUUAUUGUAGAUGGUGGAGCAUUUAUUCUUACUCUUCAGGAGUGUGUGUGUGUGUAUUUACCUAGUUGUAGUUUUACAGGGCCUGGGCUUUAUGCUCGUGUGGUCCCGUCUCCAUAUCUACACUUGUCCAAUUUUUCUUUAAAACUAUGUACACUCUUU
This is a messenger RNA of Portunus trituberculatus (swimming crab), 5583 nucleotides long. RefSeq names its product ATP-dependent translocase ABCB1-like. The record is from RefSeq and is a predicted model, not a curated record. Gene Ontology annotation, biological process: transmembrane transport. Gene Ontology annotation, cellular component: membrane. Bases 1822 to 5343 code for a protein of 1173 amino acids. Gene Ontology annotation, molecular function: ATP hydrolysis activity; ABC-type transporter activity; ATP binding. The transcript has 24 exons. Lineage: Eukaryota; Metazoa; Arthropoda; Malacostraca; Decapoda; Portunidae.